Messenger RNA from Nylanderia fulva, 1789 nucleotides. RefSeq names its product ionotropic receptor 84a-like. The record is from RefSeq and is a predicted model, not a curated record. NCBI's taxonomy places the organism in Eukaryota, Metazoa, Arthropoda, Insecta, Hymenoptera, Formicidae. Gene Ontology annotation, cellular component: membrane. Gene Ontology annotation, molecular function: ligand-gated monoatomic ion channel activity.
UAAAUUAUCGACAAUAUUAUCAAGUAACCAAUUGAUGCACAACAUUCGUAAUUUUUACGAAUUUGAUUCGAGGAUUUAUAAUAAUUUAGAACACCGAAACUUGUAUGUGUUAAACUUAGAUUGCGAUUACGCUCCUAAAGUUUUACGAGAGGCAAAUUUGAAAAAAAUGUUUGUGGCCCCGACAAAAUGGCUGCUCUUCCAGGAUCGAAAUAUAUCAAUUGAUAACAGUGAUAAUACCAAAUUAGCUUUUACAUAUAAUAAUUCGAUUAUGAAGAUGUUUGAGACCUUAGACGUCUAUCCUGAUAGCGAUGUUGUCCUCGCACAAAGAUUCGACGGUGAUUUUCUACAAUUAACUUCCGUAUACCGACCAAGUCCGCAGCGAGAAGUGAUAUGGGAAGAUCGUGGAAAUUGGACGUUCAAAAAUGGUCUACAAAUGAAAACUUUUGACGUGGCUUCAAGACGCAGAAGGAAUCUUCAACAAACGAUUCUUAAGUCUGCUCUCGUGAUGACUGAUCCCAACACGAUCAAUCAUUUAACUGACUUCGAAGAUAUAUCCAUAGAUGCUGUUACGAAAACUGGAUAUCCCUGGAUUCUUAAUUUAGCAGAGCGAAUGAAUGCAACGAUAAGUUUCGAAAUCACCGAUGAUUGGGGAUAUCCCACAAAGAAUGGCUCCUGGAGCGGAAUGAUCGGGAUGCUGAAACGAGGCGAGAUCGAUAUCGGUGGCACCGCUACAUUUCUUGUGUCAGAACGUCUCGGUGUUGUGCAAUAUAUUCAAUUAUAUACUAGGACAAGCUCACGUUUUAUAUUUCGACGACCAUUAUUGUCGACUGUGAGCAAUAUUUUGACUUUACCCUUUCAACGUAAUGUCUGGAUAGCGAUUGCCAUAUUCCUCAUUGUCGUCUUUUGUUUACUUUCUUUAUCUAUCAUAUGGGAGUAUAAUCGGAAUAUAAAAAUGACAAAAUCAGCAGUUCACUGGCAGCAAAUGAAUCCCAACAAACCAACAGUCAGUGAUAAAGUAUUCAUUCUCUUACGCGCGUUCGUCCAACAAGGAUCUUCGUAUGAACCGUUUCGAACUUCGUCUCGAAUCAUUAUUUUGAUGUUAAUGUUAGCUUCCCUGAGUCUCUACGCGGCUUAUACAGCGAAUAUUGUGGGCCUGUUGCAAUCUACUACGGAUUCUAUCAAAAGUCUCUCGGAUCUUUUAAACAGCCCGUUAAAAUUAGGGGCGCAGGAUGUCGUAUACAACCGACACUACUUCAAGUCAUUUCAAGAUCCUGUUAGAAAAGCGAUUGUGGAACAGCGAAUCGAACCGAAGGGACGUAAAUCGAACUGGAUGUCCAUGGAAGAAGGUGUAAGUCGAAUAAAAAACGAACUCUUCGCGUUCCAUGGUGAAAUCGGAUCGUUGUAUCAGAUAAUGGAAGCUACAUAUCAGGAGGACGAAAAGUGCGGCCUGACUGAGAUCGAUUUCUUAAAAGUCCUAUAUCCGCUUCUCGUCAUACAAAUACAGUCACCGUAUUUAGAAAUAAUAAAAAAUGGGGCUCUAAAAUUGGGAGAAUACGGACUCAAACAUCGCGAGGAGUAUCGUUUAUAUACCAGAAAACCGGAGUGUUCGAGUCAGACUAGUUUCAUUACUAUCGGUAUCACGGAAUGUUAUUUCUCUUUGGCCAUAAUGGGCUACGGAAUACUUCUCUCCGUAAUAAUAUUUGCCCUCGAAUUAUUGUGGCAUAAAAAGUAAAAUAUAAUAGAAAUAUCAUUUAAGUAAUUAAUAUUAAUUAUGUGUCUUCAAAUAUGU